Gilbertella persicaria is the source of this 861-nucleotide messenger RNA. RefSeq lists its product as uncharacterized. NCBI's taxonomy places the organism in Eukaryota, Fungi, Mucoromycota, Mucoromycetes, Mucorales, Choanephoraceae. The coding region runs from base 239 to 736 and encodes 165 amino acids. The transcript has a single exon. The record is from RefSeq and is a predicted model, not a curated record.
AGAAAUCACACGCUUACACUAUCAAAUACAACAUCAUAAAAGAAUGUCUCCUGAACCAAAAAGACAAUAAAGCCUCAUAUGGGCUGAAAUAUUAACAAUAGAAAAUGAGGAGGCUUUUUAUUUUUUUAUUUUCUAUUCGGAAAUAAACAGUGGCAAAAUUGUAAAAUCAACUGAAGGAAAGCCACAUAAGAAGCCUUACAUCAUUCCAUAAAGAGUAGUAAAUGUUUGUGCGUUUCAUAUGAGGCUAAAAAUAAUUAAAAUUUAUGCAUAUCUUCGAGUUGCGUAUAUAAACAGUCCAAAAAAUUCAAUUCUUUUUAUUUUAUUCUUUACUCUUUCUAACAUGUUCAACAAGUCUAUUAUCUUCUUCUUCUUCUUUGUCUUGACUUUUGUCAACGCCAUUGUUAUCAACCCCAAGAUCACUUCACCUACUACUGGCACUAAAUGGAGAGCUGGUGGCACUUUUACUGUCAAGUGGGAAACUACUUAUUUCGAUGGUUCUUCUAAUGUCCCUAUCCCUGAUACUCAAAAUGGUAGAAUUAUGUUGGGUUACCUUGAAAAUAAUGACCCUUAUAAUGAACACCUCAAGUGGACUUUGGCUACUAACUUUCCCUUAAAUUCUGGUGCUCAACAAAUCACUUUACCUUCUGACCUUUCCACCAGAACUUCUUACAUUAUUGUCCUCAUGGGUGAUUCCGGUAAUGCUUCUAACAAAUUCACUAUUCAAGCUGCCAAGUAAAAGACCAACGAAACAGAAUAACAGAAAAAAAAAUUGUAAAUUUUUGUAUUAUAUCCCUUUCCUUUCAUUCUGUAUACAUAUUCCUUUUUUUUUCUAUUAAUAAAGCAUUUUCUUAUCCAAAAUAA